Molecule: messenger RNA, 2427 nt
Organism: Anolis sagrei ordinatus
Lineage: Eukaryota; Metazoa; Chordata; Lepidosauria; Squamata; Anolidae
Source: RefSeq, a predicted model, not a curated record
GCUGGAUUAGGAGARGACUGGACAGAAUAGGACAGACCGGCCCCCUUACGCCUAGGCCCGGGGGAGCCACUGGUCAAAAUGGAAAUUGAGGGCCAGGAAAUGACUUUUUUAGUAGAUACAGGAGCUGAACACUCUGUGGUAAUAAAGCCAGUGGCCCCUAAAAAUGGACAAGAACUUCAAGUGGUUGGUGCCACCRGUCAGAGAAGAAGUUACCCUCUGUUACARAGUAGAAAAUGUGACUUAGCAAGACAACAAGYGAUGCAUGAGUUCUUAUAUAUCCCCGAAUGCCCUAUCCCUUUAUUAGGAAGAGAUUUGCUUUGUAAAAUGAGAGCAAUAUUGACAUUUGAAGAAAAUGGAGAAAUGGGAAUGACUGUAAGAAAGGGACCUUAUACUUUGGUUUGCCCUAUGUCAGAAGAAUGGAGAAUAUUUACUGUUAGUCAGGAAUGCGCAGCAGACUGGAAGAGUUAUGGAGUUCCAGGAGUAUGGGCGGAAGACAAUCCACCUGGUUUAGCCCGGUUUAUUCCACCGGUACAGAUAGAGGUAAAACCAGGGAUGGGACCUGUGGCUAUUCGACAGUAUCCGAUACCUCGAAAAGCUGUAGAAGGGAUCAAUUCGCAUCUGAUCCGGUUACUAAAAUAUGGGAUCCUAAGAGAAUGUAGGUCUCCUUGGAAUACUCCUCUUUUACCAUUACAAAAACCAGGGACACAAGAUUUUCGUCCAGUACAAGAUUUAAGAGCUGUAAAUCAAGCCACAGUAACCAUACACCCUGUUGUUCCUAAUCCAUAUGUACUUUUGAGUUUAAUACCGUCAGCAGCUACUCAUUUUACCGUUUUGGAUUUAAAAGAUGCAUUUUUUUGUAUACGACUUGAAAUCAAUAGUCAGCCCAUUUUUGCAUUUCAGUGGGAAAACCCCACAACUGGAACAAAAGUCCAGUAUACUUGGACCCGUUUGCCUCAAGGGUUCAAGAACAGUCCGACUAUAUUUGGAACGGCGUUGGCUCAGGACUUACGAGAGUUCCCAUCAGACCCUAAAAAUAGAGUUCUUUUACAAUAUGUGGAUGAUCUUCUUUUGGCAGCCACGUCGCAAGAAUGUUACAGAGCAACUAAAGAAUUAUUACAUUUACUUUACGAGAAGGGUUAUAAGGUUUCUAAAAAGAAGGCCCAGCUGUGUCAAACUAGUGUCAAGUAUUUAGGUUUUCGUGUGACACAGGGAAAGAGACAAUUAGAAAGAAAGAAAACAGUUUGCGCUAUCCCCACCCCCACCAGUAGGCGUCAAGUGCGAGAAUUUUUGGGGAGUGCAGGGUUUUGCAGACUCUGGAUACCUAACUUUGCUAUAAUGGCAAGGCCUCUUUAUGAAGCUACAAAGGGGGGUGAAAAGGAACCAUUUAAUUGGACCCCCGAAUGCGCCCAAGCAUUUGCCCGAUUAAAACAAGCUUUGGUGAAUGCACCUGCCUUGGGCCUGCCUGAUUUGGAGAAGCCAUUCACACUUUAUGUUGGUGAACGAGAUGGAAUAGCAGUGGGGGUGCUUACCCAGCUAUUAGGAACAUGGCCGAGACCAGUAGCUUACUUGUCUAAGCAAAUUGACCCUGUAGCAAAAGGAUGGCCAACUUGUCUACGUGCUGUAGCUGCUACGGCCCUGCUGACUCAAGAAGCUGAUAAAUUGACUUUGGGACAAGAGUUGAUAGUCAAAGUCCCUCAUUCAGUAACGGCUAUCAUGGACUAUAAAGGCCAUCAUUGGUUCACAAAUAACCGUAUGCUAAAAUAUCAGACUUUAUUAUGUGAAAACCCUCGAAUUAAGUUACAGAUUUGCAGUACAUUAAAUCCUGCUUCACUCCUGCCUGUUGAAGGAGAAAUGCUUCAACAUGAUUGUUUAGAGACUAUGGAUGAAAUAUAUUCCAGUAGGCCUGAUCUGAAAGAUCAACCAUGGCCUAAGGCGGAUACCACUCUUUUUACGGAUGGAAGCAGUUUUAUGGAAAAUGGACAAAGAUAUGCUGGAUAUGCAGUAGUAACUGCAACUACUGUGUGGGAAGCAGAACCACUUCCUCUAAAUACCUCAGCCCAAAAGGCAGAACUGAUAGCACUCAUAAGAGCUCUGGAGUUAUCAGAAGGAAAAAUAGUCAACAUUUAUACAGAUUCUAAAUAUGCAUUCACUACCUUACAUGCACAUGGAGCAUUAUAUAAAGAGAAGGGACUACUAAAUUCUGCUGGGAAAGAAAUACAACAUAGUGAGACCAUUUUGAGAUUGUUAGAUGCUGUUUGGAUUCCUGCAAAGGUAGCAGUGAUGCAUUGCCGAGGACAUCAAUAUGGCGAGGAUCCUGUGACCUAUGGAAACCGGUAUGCUGAUACCACCGCAAAGGCCGCGGCCCGAAAGGGACGAGGAAAAGAGCCGGUCAUGGCCCCUUUGCAGCGGUCAAGGUGGAAGGAAUAA